Molecule: messenger RNA, 3422 nt
Organism: Ostrea edulis (European flat oyster)
Lineage: Eukaryota; Metazoa; Mollusca; Bivalvia; Ostreida; Ostreidae
Product: calpain-7-like
Exons: 18
Coding region: 194-2719 (841 amino acids)
Biological process (GO): proteolysis
Molecular function (GO): calcium-dependent cysteine-type endopeptidase activity
Source: RefSeq, a predicted model, not a curated record
UGUUUUGUUUUUGUUUUUUUUAAAUUAUGGGGUUCCAUAGGGUUCUAUGGGGUAAAAAGACGCAUCCCAUUUUUUCUAUUUUCGGUUCAUCGACAGACUAUGAAAGUGAACAGUAAACUUGUUUAUUGAAGGAAGUCAACGGUUUCGUUAUUAACUUAAAGAUUAUGUAAAAGCAUUUACACCUGGCUCAGGAAUGGACGACAGUGACAGCAAUGGAGGAGUGGAUCCGGAGAUUUUGGAGACGGAUGGUAAACAGUUUGCCCACCAAGCUGUGGAGUAUGACAGGACAGGAAAUCAUCCAAUGGCAGCCUUCUAUUACAAUGAGGCUGCUCAAGCUCUUCUGACUGCAGCUCUGGCUGGCUCUAAGUUACACGGCAUCAUCAACAAAGCUAAUGAGUACAUAUUAAGGGCAGAGGAGCUCAAGAAAGCCAUUAACACAGGACAUGUCCAGCCACAGCACGAGGAACAAAAGUCCGAGGAGAAGCUGAACACCGAGCGAGCAAACUUCCUUCUGCACCAAGCAUUUGAUGAAGACGAGGCUGGAAACCUCGCGGAGGCCAAGGAAUUGUAUACAGAAGCUGUAGAGGUCUUUCUCAAAAUUAGAGAUGGUACCACAGACAAAGGCAUACAAGAGAAGAUGACUAAAGUGGCAUCGCAAGCUUUAGACAGGGCAGAAGAUCUGAAGAAAAAGCUUUCAUCCUCUGGGACCGUAAAAAGUACCCCUUCCCUGAACAAGGUAGAAAACAAACCCCCUCCCCUGGGGUAUGGGGCGUUUUUGGAUGACGAUGAGAAGACGACGGUCUCCGCAGGAGGGAAACCAUCGCCGACCAAUGCUCCAAAGAGAGGCAGUCAGCUGAUAAACCUGGGGCCUUCUGGGUAUACCAAGGAAGAAAUCGAGGUUCUCAGGAAAACAUCUUUUAUCAAUGGGAGAGAAUAUGUUCCUUUCAUGAGUGUAGACAUGAAAGAGAAGUUUGCCUUCCCAGUGCCAUUUAGUGAUAAAUGUGGGAAGCUGGCACUGUCUCCAAAACAGAGGUCGAGUCUCAGGGACUGGGUUCGACCCGAGCAAUUCUGUGAUAGCCCCCAGAUCAUCUACGCCGUGUCUUGUUAUAGCAUAAAGCAGACCAUUGUCUCUGACUGUAGUUUUGUGUCAUCACUGGCCAUCAGUGCACAGUAUGAACGCAGAUUUAAGAAAAAACUCAUCACCAGCAUCAUAUAUCCUCAGAACAGAAAUGGAGACCCAGUCUACAACCCUUGUGGGAAGUACAUGGUGAAAUUAAACAUUAAUGGAGUUCCACGAAAGGUGACGAUUGACGAUUUUUUCCCGAUGGGACGUGAUGGAGAAUUACUCUGCUCAUUCUCCAACAACAAAAACGAGCUGUGGAUUUCUCUCCUGGAGAAGGCCUACAUGAAAGUGAUGGGUGGUUAUGAUUUCCCAGGAUCCAAUUCGAACAUUGACCUUCAUGCACUCACAGGGUGGAUUCCAGAAAGGGUGGCCAUUAAACGAAAUUCUGAGAAUUUUGACAAAGACAAGGAAUUCAAGCGAAUCCAUGAUAGGUUUCACAAAGGGCACUGUUUGAUUACCGUGGCGACAGGUGACCUGCACGAGAGUGAGGCAGAUCGAGCAGGCUUGGUGCCAACACAUGCAUAUGCAAUGUUGGAUGUUCGGGAGGCAAAAGGGAGAAAACUCUUUAUGUUGAAAAAUCCCUGGAGCCAUUUACGAUGGAAGGGGAAUUUCUCAGAGAACGAUGCUGUAAACUGGACACCAGAAUUACAGAAACUGUUGAACUAUGACCCCAAGAGUGCACAGCAGUACGAUAAUGGUGUUUUCUGGAUUGAUUAUGACUCAUUAUGCAGAUUUUUCGAUGUAAUUUACAUAAAUUGGAAUCCAGAAUUAUUUAAAUACACAACAUGUACACAUAGUAUGUGGGCAGCUAAAGAGGGUCCCAAGAGGGACUCCUACAACAUCAGCGACAAUCCGCAGUUCCGUCUGGAGAUCCGCGCCAAUCAGCCGGCGGCAGUUUGGAUCUUACUCACUCGACAUAUCACAGACAAGGAUGAUUUCGCUGACAACAAGGAAUUUAUCACACUGCUGGUCUACAAGUCUGAAGGGAAGAAAGUCUUUUACCCCUACAGUCCACCCCCCUAUAAAGACGGUGUGCGAAUCAACACGCCUCACUACCUCUGUAAAAUGGUGGAGGAGAAGGGAACCAGGCAAUAUACGCUGGUCAUCUCACAGUAUGAAAAGAACAACACCAUCCACUACACACUGAGAGUGUUCUCCUCCUGUGAAUUCAGCCUGACCAAGAUUAUUGACCCCUAUAAGAAGCAGUAUGAAAAGAGGUUGAAUGGUCAGUGGAAGGGGCGGUCAGCAGGGGGGUGUGGUAACUAUCGGGACAGUCACUCUAACAACCCGAUCUAUCAGUUCCGAUUGGACAACAAUCAGUCUGAUAACUUUAUACUGGUGGAGCUUCUAGGACCCAAGCAGUACAGUGUUGGAUUUGAGGUGACCUGUGUGUCAGAAAACAAUCCAGGGGCACCAGGGCAGUUUAAGAAAACCAGCUCAGGGGACUACAGAAAUGGCUACUGUGUUCUGCAGCUGGACAGAAUCUCAGGAGGCGUGUACAAUGUGAUGCCAAGUACAUUUCUUCCAGGACAGGAGGGGCCGUUUUUCUUGGACUUCAGCAGUUCUAGCCCCUUAACAGCUGUCCAGAUUCAGUGAAGACUGAGUCAACACAUUAAUCAAUUUGCCAUUCUUCUGAUUGUGAUUUAACACAGUGGAUGUUCUGGGGAUUAAGCAGACUCUGUAUUUUGGGGGAAGAGUCACUAGAUUAUUGGGAAUGAUCUGUUGGUCAGUGUGAUCAUGCAACAAGACAGUGAUGGCAUAGUUUUCAUUAAGUAGGUCAUGCAGACUGUUGAUAUGGUUGACUUCUAUCAUGGAAUGUAAUUAGCAUAUAGAACCUUAAAGCGAGUGCAAUUUUAAUUUUGUUUAUUCGGGUGAUUAAGUAUAAAAAUUUGAUCGAUAAGAACAAAUUGUGUUAUUUAUAGUAUAUAGAAUGUUAAUGACUAUAUCAACUCAAAAUCAAAUAAUUGUGAAAUAGCAAUAUUGCUAUUUACCUUGGAUAACUUAAUAAACCAUAGACAGCAUAUUUCAAUUAGAGUGUAAAAUACAUUAUUUUUCUCCACAGCAAGAACAUUUUUUUAAAUUGUUGAACUGUGGUACAGAUUGUAGAAUGGAUAUGUUAUUUCCAUUGAAUAUUGUUGGGGCAUGUUUCUGAAUAUAUAUCAAGAUUUGUAAGACCUAACUUUGACAUCACACUGGUGGUUGUCAUGGUUAUGCUUUAUUGAACAUGUACUAAUUGUGAUAAAUGUAUAUGAACUCCAUAUGUAUUUAUUGUUUUCUUUUAAUAAACAUAUGCAAUGUU